AGGCACUCUGGGCUGGCAGACAGCCGCUGUCUUGGAGUUCUUAAGAGGCCUACUUGGGAAAGAAGGAGGAGACCGUUCUUGGAAGCUUCUGGAAGCCUAAGGACCUCCAAGGACCAGAGAUAACAGGUGCUGAAGCCGGAGUCCUCAUGGCCUCACUGAGCCGAGCCCUGCGUUUGGCCACCACCUGCCGUGGAGGGAGAGCUGCCCGGGGCCUGGGUCCGAGGCCCCUCUCCAGCGUGGCCAAUCCCCAGGCAGAGAAGAGUGUGCCCUAUCAGCGGACCCUGAAGGAGGCCCCGGGCCCCUCGGAGGUGGCCCGAGGACCCAGCCAGCCCCUGCCCAGCUCCGCCAACGUGGUCCUCAUUGGUGGCGGCAGCUUGGGCUGCCAAACCCUGUACCACCUGGCCAAGCUGGGCGUGAGUGGGGUGGUGCUGCUGGAGCGAGAGCGUGUCACGUCUGGGACCACCUGGCACACAGCAGGUCUGCUGUGGCAGCUGCGGCCCAGCGAUGUGGAGGUGGAGCUCCUGGCCCACACUAGGCGGGUGGUGAGCCGUGAGCUGGAGGAGGAGACCGGGCUGCACACGGGCUGGAUCGAGAACGGGGGUCUUUUCAUCGCGUCUAACCGGCAGCGCUUGGAUGAAUACAAAAGGCUCAUGUCGCUGGGCAAGGCCUACGGCGUGGAGGCCCAUGUGCUGAGCCCAGCGGAGACCAAGGCGCUGUACCCCCUGAUGAACGUGGACGACCUCUACGGGACCCUGUAUGUACCGCACGACGGCACCAUGGACCCCGCUGGCACCUGUACCACUCUCACCAGGGCGGCGGCUGCCCGAGGAGCACAGGUCAUCGAACACUGUGCAGUGACUGGCAUCCGUGUGCGGACGGAUGACUUUGGAGUGCGGCGGGUCUCGGCUGUGGAGACAGAGCAUGGCUCCAUCGAGACGCCCUGCGUGGUCAACUGUGCAGGGGUGUGGGCAAGUGCCGUGGGCCGGAUGGCUGGAGUCAAGGUCCCGCUGGUGGCCAUGCAUCAUGCCUAUGUGGUCACAGAGCGUAUCGAAGGAAUCCAGAACAUGCCGAAUGUUCGUGACCACGAUGCCUCGGUCUACCUCCGCCUGCAGGGGGACGCCCUGUCUGUGGGUGGCUAUGAGGCCAACCCCAUCUUUUGGGAGGAGGUGUCAAACAAAUUUGCCUUUGGCCUCUUUGACCUGGACUGGGACGUGUUCAGCCAGCACGUCGAAGGUGCCAUCCACCGCGUCCCGGUGCUGGGGACGACAGGGAUCAAGUCCACGGUCUGCGGCCCGGAAUCCUUCACGCCUGACCACAAACCCCUGAUGGGGGAGGCGCCUGAGCUCCGAGGCUUCUUCCUGGGCUGUGGCUUCAACAGUGCUGGAAUGAUGCUGGGCGGGGGCUGUGGGCAGGAGCUGGCUCACUGGAUCAUCCACGGGCGCCCAGAGAAGGACAUGUACAGCUACGACAUCAGGCGCUUCCACCACUCGCUCACCGACCACCCCCGCUGGAUCCGGGAGCGCAGCCACGAGUCCUACGCCAAGAACUACUCUGUGGUCUUCCCCCACGACGAGCCGCUGGCGGGGCGCAACAUGAGGAGGGACCCGCUGCACGAGGAGCUGCUCGGACAAGGCUGCGUGUUCCAGGAGCGGCAGGGCUGGGAGCGACCCGGAUGGUUCAACCCCGGCGGAGCGGCUCCGGUCCUUGACUACGACUACUAUGGGGCCUAUGGGCACCCGGCCCACAAGGACCACGCCUACAGCCGGCUGCUGGAGGACGAGUACACCUUCGAGUUCUCGCCCCACCACCACGUGAUCCAGAAGGAGUGUCUGGCCUGCCGGGGGGCUGCUGCUGUGUUCAACAUGUCCUACUUCGGGAAGUUCUACCUGCUCGGUGUGGAUGCCGGGAAGGCUGCAGACUGGCUGUUCUCUGCAGAUGUCCACAGACCCCCUGGCUCAACAGUGUACACCUGCAUGCUGAACCAUCGAGGGGGCACUGAGAGUGACCUGACAGUCAGCCGCCUGGCCCCCGGCCCCCAGGCUUUCCCUUUGGCUCCUGCCUUUGAAGGGGAUGGCUACUACCUGGCUGUGGGCGGGGCUGCGGCCCAGCACAACUGGUCCCACAUCACCACGGUGCUACAGGACCAGAAGUUCCGCUGCCAGCUCGUGGACAGCUCGGAGGAUCUGGGCAUGCUCAGCAUCCAGGGCCCAGCCAGCAGGGCCAUUCUCCAGGAGCUGGUAGAUGCCGACCUGAGCGAUGAGGCUUUCCCCUUCUCCACCCACCAGCUGGUGAGGGCUGCAGGCCACCUGGUCCGGGCCCUGCGGCUGUCCUUCGUGGGAGAGCUGGGCUGGGAGCUGCACAUCCCCCGGGAGUCCUGUGUGUCUGUGUACCGCGCUGUGAUGGCUGCAGGCGCCAAGCACGGCCUUGUCAACGCGGGGUACCGGGCCAUCGACUCCCUGAGCAUUGAGAAAGGCUACCGACACUGGCACGCAGACCUCCGAUCUGAUGACAGCCCGCUGGAGGCCGGCCUGGCCUUCACCUGCAAGCUCAAGUCCCCGGUGCCCUUCUUGGGCCGAGAGGCCCUGGAGAAGCAGCGUGCUGCAGGCCUCCGCCGGCGCCUGGUGGGCUUCACGGUGGAGGAAAAAGUGCCCAUGUUUGGCCUGGAGGCCAUCUGGAGAAAUGGCCAAGUGGUAGGCCACAUCCGGAGGGCUGAUUUCGGCUUCACCCUGGAUAAAACUAUCGCCUACGGCUAUAUCUCUGACCCCAGUGGCCAGCCGGUCUCGCUGGACUUUGUGAAGAGUGGGGACUACGCGCUGGAGCGGAUGGGGGUCACCUACGCUGCCCAGGCUCAUCUGAAAUCUCCCUUCGACCCUGACAACAAGAGAGUGAGGGGGCUCUACUGAUGGCCUGGGCCCUGGGGAGGCCACUAGCCUGCCAGCUGAGUUCAUUCCUGCGACCCCAGACCGGCACGUGGUUCUUCCCCUCCUUAGUGCCUCAUCUAAUCCACCCCAGCCCCCGUUCAGAGCAGAUGGCCAAGGCCUUGGACACCGAGGCCAUGCUUGGGAACUACGGGCUCCUCAGAAGGAGCAUGGUGACCCUCGGUGACCCAGCGCAGAACAGGGAGGCAGACAGGUUUCACCUCUCCUCCGAGAAUCUCUGCUGGCCCUGGGCAGCCAGAGCCCUUGGAGGGAGGGGAAUCCAGGGAGAGGGUGGAGCGGUGAUCCAUUGGCACUGUCUGCCAUGGGCACAGGUGGACAGGAGAGAAAUGAGUGCUGGGUAAAUUCAGGACCGUGUUCAGGUGGUGGUUUCUCAGACCAGGGAUGGAGAGUGCUUCUUAACUCUACCUCCCAGUUCUGCAAGUGGGAAAGCCUGAGAGUCACCAGCCUAUGGCCUGCGGAAGUCUAUGACAAGAGGCCCCAGGUCAAGGGCACUCAUUCCUGGGGAGGUUUGGCUCUGAGAUGGCUGAGGGCACAGUUCCCACCCACAUCAGUCUUCCUGCUCUGGGGAGGGUCCCGAGCAGGUGGGGCUCCUCCGUCCCUUCCUCCCGCCCUCCCUUCUCUCUUGUUGACACUGGGGUUUGAACUCAG
Molecule: messenger RNA, 3587 nt
Organism: Dipodomys ordii (Ord's kangaroo rat)
Lineage: Eukaryota; Metazoa; Chordata; Mammalia; Rodentia; Heteromyidae
Gene: Sardh
Product: sarcosine dehydrogenase
Exons: 22
Coding region: 147-2903 (918 amino acids)
Cellular component (GO): mitochondrion
Molecular function (GO): oxidoreductase activity; protein binding
Source: RefSeq, a predicted model, not a curated record